Molecule: messenger RNA, 1736 nt
Organism: Oryza sativa Japonica Group (Japanese rice)
Lineage: Eukaryota; Viridiplantae; Streptophyta; Magnoliopsida; Poales; Poaceae
Source: RefSeq, a predicted model, not a curated record
UACUAACUGGUCUACUCUGUACACGGCACGAGCAAACGACCCAAAAAUGGACGCCGCCGUCGUCGCCAUCGCCGGCGACGGGGACGCCGACGCCGGCCACCGCCGUCCUCUCCUCGCCUCCGCCGACGACGACGACGAGAUCCGCCCCUACCCCGCAUCAUCCCCUUCGCCGCAGCACCCGGCGGGGGCUGAGCGGAAGCCGCGGCGGGUCGCCUCGCUCGACGUGUUCCGCGGCCUCACCGUCGCCAUGAUGAUACUGGUGGACGACGCCGGCGGGGCGUGGCCGGGGAUGAACCACUCGCCGUGGCUCGGGGUGACGGUGGCCGACUUCGUCAUGCCCGCCUUCCUCUUCAUCAUCGGCGUCUCCGCCGCCCUCGUCUUCAAGAAAACACCAAACAAAACAGUGGCAACUAAGAAGGCUGCAAUCAGGGCCAUCAAACUUUUCAUCUUGGGUGUAAUUUUGCAAGGAGGAUAUAUUCAUGGCAGACACAAUUUAACUUAUGGCAUUGAUUUGGAUCAUAUUCGAUGGCUAGGUGUGCUGCAGAGGAUAGCUAUUGGAUACUUUCUAGCGGCAAUUUCAGAGAUUUGGCUUGUCAACAAUAUUUCAGUGGAUUCAGCUAUAUCAUUUGUGAAGAAAUACUUCAUGGAGUGGAUCGUGGCCGUAAUGAUUUCAGCACUUUAUGUUGGCUUGCUACUCGGCCUUUAUGUUUCAAAUUGGGAAUUUAAAGUUCAAACUAGCAAUUCAAUCCUUACAAUUCCAACUCCGGGCAACGAAAUUGGAAUGAAAAUGAUCCAGUGUGGAGUUAGAGGUAGUCUUGGGCCACCUUGCAAUGCAGUUGGAUUUGUAGAUCGAGUUUUACUUGGUGAAAAUCACCUGUACAAGAACCCAGUCUAUAAAAGGACUAAGGAAUGCAGUGUUAACUCUCCUGAUUAUGGACCACUUCCUCCAAAUGCACCAGACUGGUGCCUGGCUCCAUUUGAUCCCGAGGGUUUGCUAAGUACAUUGAUGGCUGCAGUGACUUGCUUUGUUGGAUUGCAUUUUGGACAUGUUUUGGUUCAUUGCAAGGAUCAUUCACCUCGAAUGCUAUUAUGGCUACUAGCUUCCACUGUGUUAACAGUCUCAGGAUUUCUACUUCAGUUAUUAGGCAUGCCUUUCAGCAAGCCUUUGUACACGGUGAGCUACAUGCUACUAACCGGUGGGGUAUCUGGAUUCCUGCUGUUGUUGCUAUACUACAUUGUUGAUGUCAUCAAUAUCAAGAAGCCGUUCAUCCUAUUCCAGUGGAUGGGCAUGAACGCGCUUAUAGUGUAUGUUCUUGCUGCUUGUGAGAUCUUCCCUACACUUGUGCAAGGGUUCUAUUGGAGAUCACCUGAAAACAACCUGGUGGAUUUGACUGAAUCUCUGCUUCAGACAAUCUUCCACUCCAAACGCUGGGGAACCUUGGCGUUCGUCGUCUUGGAGAUCAUCUUCUGGUGCCUGGCUGCUUGUUUCCUCCACAUGAAAGGCAUAUACUUGAAACUGUAGCUGUAGAGCCAUUCAUUUCCCUGCAAAAACACAUUUUCUGCAGAAAAUGUUCUUUUUUGGCCCAAGCAAGGGCCUUCCUUGUAAAUCUUCUGAAACAAUUCUCUGUAAAUGCACUUCCUCCAUUUGUACACUGCAACUGAAUUGAUCGCCCUGAUGUAUCAUUUUGUAAAUUCAAUGCGUGGAUUUAAUUGUAAAUUGGUCCUUCUCUCCCCUA